Molecule: messenger RNA, 4698 nt
Organism: Neospora caninum
Lineage: Eukaryota; Apicomplexa; Conoidasida; Eucoccidiorida; Sarcocystidae
Exons: 7
Coding region: 1-4698 (1565 amino acids)
Source: RefSeq, a predicted model, not a curated record
AUGGGCGACAGCACGCUGGCUCCGCUGUUGGCGAAAGCCCUCGAGCAGCGGCUUAUUGACGGCGACCAACUUUCCAAUUUCGGCGAGCUCGAAUAUGCUGCGGUGGCGAAAUUGCUGAAGGUUGGCGAGGAGACUCUCGCGCCUGCAGUCCGAGAAGUGAAGCUUCAAGAGCUAUCAGGAAACGAUCUGCUCGACCUCCCGUUCUCUAAAUAUUCGGACACACUCGGCCUCAAGACCCUCCCGCAACGACGCCUCCUUCAACAGCUGCUUGCGGCUGUCCGUGCGUGGAACCCGUCUUCAGCGUCUGCUCCUGCGUGCCAAGGCGCGAAAGCGGAGCCACGGUCACGACCUGGGGAAGAGAGUGCUUCCGAGAAGCAGGCUGUGGAUCGCAAGGAUGAGAAACGUCCGGUGCUCGUGUCUCGCAAGCGACCGCGCGUCGCCGGGCUCCGUCGCGGGACUGCGAAAUGCCUGACCGCCCCUCCUCUCGCUCCCCAAAGCUCCCCUUCGGCAAAGGCGGAGGCGACCACGCAGGGCGAGGCUGCUGAGGAAGGAAAGCUGGCCGCCUCGGCGUCUCUUGAGAACGCGCGAACUGAAGGCCCCGGCAUGGAGAAGCAGACAUCUGCAGGGAGCGCUACGACAGCUCGCAAACAGAAGUCUGCGGAAAGCGUGACGGAGAACGAGGCCGCGAUCAACGAGAAGGAAAAGGGUGACGGGUCGGCACCUGUUGCGUCCACUUCGAAGCUGGAAAACGCACGCAAGACAGAGAAGGAAGAGAAGUCGUCACCGGCGAGGGGAAGAAGGGAGGCGGACGACGUGGAGAAAGCGAACGCCGCAAAGGCACGGGCUGAGAGAAGUUUGAUGGAGCGGCUGCAAGGAGGCAAAGCAGGGAAGCCCGCGCCGAAAACGGAGGAAAGCAAACGGCUGAUUUACCUGUGUGGCGAGCGGGCGGGAGUCCAGAAGAAGGGUAAAGAAACCUUCCAGGAAGUGCAGCGAAACGCCGAGACGCCUAGACUGGGUGUGCGCGAAGAGGCCGAGCAGAAGAAGUGGGGGCGCGGCACGGCGAGAGGCGCGAAAGCUCCGGUUGGACAGAGAGACAGAGACGCGACGGAGAAGGCAGCGAAGGCCACGGAGACCGCCGCCGAUGCACAGGUCGAAAAAGACGCGAAGAAGGCCGUGCGAGGCACAGGACAGACGCGCGAGUCUGAGAAGAAGAAAGCUAAACCAGAAGGGGAUCCACAGCACAGUAGAGACGAAAACAAAGCGGGCGAGGAGAGAAUGCACGGGACACACACCACUAGCACCGAGCGCACUGCGGGGAGCGCCGCGCAAGUCUCCGCCACUUCAAGAAAGUUGAAAAGGCAGCGCGGAGGGGAAACAGAAGGAACGGAAGGCACGGAGAAUAAUCUGAGCAAAAGAGGCAAAGUCGCUGGGCGGAGCGAGGGAGGAACCACAACGAAGAAAUUGAAAGCUCCCCGCUCAUCUCUUGCCGGCGAGAAAGCGAAGGGCGGCGGAGGCAGGGGCGAAGGAAACGUCAAGAAGGAGACAAAAUCAGGCAUUCUCAACAAGAAGGCAGACCCCACCAAAGGCAAGAGGCAGCUUGACACACGGCCGAAAGGCACAGCAGGAGGCAGAAAAGGCCCAAACCGCGAGGUGGCGGGCGAGGGAAUUCUCUCGUGCAGUGGGGGUACCAAAAAAGAUGCAGGAGAGGACCUGGCUUCCCUCUGUUGCCGCGUGUGCUGCAUGCUUCCUGACGCCUCGAUGCGCUUCGAGAGAAACCCCGAAGAUCUGGAAACCAUUACUCAUCUUGUGGUGCCCCAGGAUCAAGAGAGACCGACGCUGAAGGUUCUGUUCGUCCUCGCCACCGGCGGCCACGUCGUCAGCCCCCAGUUUGUCAAAACUGCAGACGCGAAAGAGACUUGGCCGCGCACUCCUUCCGCCUUUGAGAUCUACCACUUCCCAACGCGCCUCCACCGGAAGACCAUCCCUCCUCCUCUCAAAGGGAAACGCGUCGCUGUCGCGGGUGUCUUUCCGCGGGCGUGCGCCUCGAAGGGAACCAUGACGAAGGGUCUCCUCUGCCGGCUGAUUCAGCUCUGCGGGGGCGUUCUCCUGGAGCCGUCUGACCGCGUCCCGAGCAGUCCCGAGUUUCUCGUGUGCCCAGCAGAUUUCUGUGCGAAGCCUCUGGAGAAGCCCGAAAAAGCGCAGGGAAGGCACGGGAAAGACAGAGAAGGGACAGCAGCCGAGCCACCCGCUCCGGCAGUUUCCGUCGACGUCGUGACCGUUCACUGGAUUGUCGAGAGCAUUCGCACUUGGAAAAUGGAGCCUGUCGAGUUGCACAAUCACCCGCACGCCGGGGCGAUUCGGCGCCUCUUCGCCUUCUCUGCCCUCCCGCCCAGGGAGUUCAAAAGUGAGACAGGAGCACAGAAAGAAGAGAAGACAGAGGCGGACGCCGAAAAAGUUCAGGUGAAAGAAGGGGAGAAGGAAGCGAAGAAAGGCCAGGUGAAAGAAGCAAACUCAGGGCGACCGAAGGAGAAGGCCGUCCCAAAAAGGAGCGACGCGAAGAGCUCCGAUCGGCAAGCCGAGCAGGACGACGCAGAGAAGAACGCGGCACCGAUUCCGGGGCAAGACAGAAAGAGAGGCUGCGGUCAAAAGCAAGAGAAAGAAGGAAAAGGGGAGAAGGCGAGUGAAUCUCGAAAGGCUGUGAAGCACACACCUGCGGCAACAGGCCGUGCGAGGUCAGCAAGAGGGAAAGAUCAACGAGGAACUGAAGAAGGAAGAACCCGACAAAAGGUGACCAUUCAGGCGCAGCAAGGUAGCAGAGAGCAGGCUGCAGCGGAGAAGAAGAGCGGGAGCGACAGGCCUCCUCGCGCCCGUUCUGAUGGAAUCGCCGGGAACGCCGCGAAAGCGAAGCGGCAGGAAAGUGGGAAAAGGAAGGGCAUUGAAAAGGAAAAGGAGCAGAAACCGACAGGCGGUGAUGCGGAGAGGGUCAUAAAAGAGAAAACGACUGUCAAGGAGACUCCAGAAAGAGAACUGCAGCAGCGGGAAGACGAAGGUCUUUGGACGAAGGACGAAGAGCCGGAAGGAGGGGAGGCGCCGGUCGAAGGGGAAGUGAGGAAGAGAAGGAGAACAACUGGAGACAACGUGCCCAGAGAAGUUGAACAAAGUGAGAAAGCAGUCAGGGGAAGAGGAGCGAGGAAAACCGAGGAGAGGGCGGAGAAAGACGACGAGCGUGAAGAAGAGGAAGAGAGUGAAGAGGAAGACGACGAUGAAGAAGAGGAAGAGAGUGAAGAAGACUACUCGUGUAGCGAACAAGUUGAAGACGAAAGCGAAGAUGAGGAAGAAGACGCAGAAGAGUCGGGCGACGACGCAGAAGAGUCGGGCGACGACGCAGAGGAGUCGGAAGAAGAAACAGAAGAGUCGGAAGAGGAAGAAGCUGACAACGAUACGAGAUUCCGAGUCCGGAAACGAAACCGAAAGCUGUCGAGGAACGAGGGAGAUGGGAAGUCUGCUGCGAAAGAAAUGAAAACGAAACAACCUCCUGCUCCCGCUGCUUCCCUCACCUCGAAGUUUGGCGGGCGGCCGGCGUCAGAGUCCGCGCUUUGCAGUCAGAUGAAGAAAGGAGCACAAGACCCGGAAGGAGAGAACACAGAGAUGGAGCACGCACAGACGAUGGAGGAAGAACAGACGAUGGAGAAAGCGGAACUUGUUCUGUGGCGCGGUUCCGAGGGAGAAGGCGAACGACAGCACGAAGGGAGAGGCGUUCCAAAUCCGACAGAAUUGUCAGAGGAGGAGGAGCCAGAAAGCGACAGGACGGCUGUGCGCAAAGACAGAAAGGAAGAGGAUGCGACUGUGGAUAUCGCAAAAACUGUCUCGUCGGGAGGAAGCGAAGUUGCGGAGAGAGAAGCAACGCCACAGGAAGGCCCGCGCGAUUUCCCGCAAACCGAGGAAGCAACGCAGAGUGGAGAGGAACGCGCCGCACCGAAGGAGCACACAGAAAAAGGGGCAAACGCGCUCUCGGAUCGAGCCAGCGAGCGUCGGCGGGGCCUGCAUGCAGAAGAGCGAGAGGAGUCCCGUUUCUCGAACGGGAGUGGCGACACUGCCGCCGAAGCGAACGCGGCUGGGAGAGAGGAGAAUGGCCACGAGGAAGAUUGGCUGUUCGCCGACGGCGACGGAAACGGAAGCGAGUGCAGCGACGAAUUCGAACUGGGCCCUUCCCAACUUGCUCACUUCCACCUUGUCGACUUUGGCAGCAGUGACAGCGAGGACGGAGAGGAAGAAGCGGAAGGAGAGGAUGGAGAGGAAGAAGCGGGGGAAAGGACGGAUGUGGAGGAAGGACACGGCAGCGAGGGGCGCUCUGCGUUGGACGAGGAAGAACGAGAACGAGAAUUUGGACACGAUUUUGAGGCAGCCACUGAAUUAAGCAGCGACGGGGAAAAGGAAGAGCGGCCCAGUCGGUCUCCUUCCCCCGAGCCUUCGCGGGGACACACGUCUCUGCUCUUCUGUGCGUCGCAGUUGCAGAGAGACAAACUCUCGGAGAGCGUCGCACUUUUCUCGGAGUCACUGAACAGUCAGGCAGACGGCGAGCUAGCACACGCAAAAGCAUCCCAAGCCUUCUCGCCGAAAGACACGAGAGGCAGGGAACUCUGUGAAGAGGCCCUCUGGGACAACGACGAGAACGUCCGCCCCGGGAUUUGUAGGUAA